Molecule: messenger RNA, 756 nt
Organism: Cherax quadricarinatus
Lineage: Eukaryota; Metazoa; Arthropoda; Malacostraca; Decapoda; Parastacidae
Source: RefSeq, a predicted model, not a curated record
AUGGCUUCAGAGGAGGCCACUGAGUGGCACCAGUCACUGGAUGAAUCCAAGUUCAGCUGUGUAGCGGCACUGGACAUUGCUUGUUCUUUCGACCUAGUAUGGCACCAGGGACUCUUGGCAAACUGUCUGGGCCUCAGCAUCAAGGAGACGGUGAUUCCUGUGUACAAGAUCAGAGGCGAGGAUGCUGUACUCAACUGCUACUACGACCUGGAGGGUGAGCCCUUGUACUCAGUCAAGUGGUACAAGGAUGACGAGGAGUUCUACCGGUACAUGCCAGGUUCCAGCCCAGCACAGUCUAUCUUCUCCAGACCUGGAGUCACUGUUAACCCGUCCAAGUCGAACGCGUCGCGGGUGGUGCUGACGCGGCUGGACUUCCGGUCGUCGGGGCUCUACCGCUGUGAGAUCUCCGUCGAGGACAGCUUCAACACGCUCAACCGCUUUGGCCGCAUGAUGGUCGUUGGUGAGUGUUUGGUCACCAGAGUGUGUUUAGUCGGCCAGGAUGUGUUUAGUCGCCAGGGUGUGUUUAUUUGGCCAGGGUGUAUUUGUUUGUUCCCCAGGGUGAGUUUAGUCGCUAGUGAAUGUUUGAUAGUGGAAAGUGCUUAUUUACUUGAGUAUGUAAAGCAGGGAGAUUCGCUGUUAAAAUUCGCUGGACGUUCACACAAGAAGACGAGAAUGCAGGGAGUGCUAUCUGCAAGGCCCUGUGAUAUCUCCAAGUCUGACUGGAAGCUUGGUCUCACUACCCGUCUUCUAGAGUGA